This is a messenger RNA of Schistosoma mattheei, 4791 nucleotides long. Lineage: Eukaryota; Metazoa; Platyhelminthes; Trematoda; Strigeidida; Schistosomatidae. The record is from the annotation of a GenBank genome assembly.
AGGGUUAUUUAAUCAAGUAUGUUAGUCAGUUAGUAGUUGCAAAGAAGUAUUCAAUUAUAAGUAUCAAACAGACUUCACAACAUGAGUAAUCCUGAAAUGCCGUAUUUCCCACAAGCAAACUACUCUAGAAAUUCAAUACCAAAUGCCAACUGGAAUGAUUUCUCGCAAAAAAGCCCACUCAAGCAACAGCAUUUGUUAAACAACAAUGAGGGCACCCCAGAAGCUAAUCGGGGAUUAACACAAUCAACAACAGAUCUUCAUCAAUAUCCGGUUUAUCCUAAUACUCUCAAUUGUAUGGAAGGACGUAAUUCAAAUCAAUCCUUUCAGAAUUCUACACCAUCAUCUGGGUUAUUCACUAUUCCUUCAGGAACUCAAAAUCAGCAACUAAAUUGCUCGGUUCCACAGCUUGUAUCAGCAACUCCACCUGAUUAUGGUAUAAAUGGUCUGCCUGUUACUACCAAUAAUACGAAUUUAGCGUACAUACCCACCACCAGGCCUACAUCAGGUUUUCUUCAUCCGCCUCGGCCGUAUGAAACAAAUCCACAUUUGCAGUCUUUUCCAACCACAAAUACUAUUUCCAAUUCAUCCUUUCAUGCAAGUUCUUACUCGGAUUUUAAUGCAUCUAAUCAAUACAAUCCGUCGGUUUAUAGUCCCCUACAUUCACCUACUAUGGAAAAUAAUCAGGUCUAUACUUCACAAGGUGGUUCUACUUCAGUGUGUGACUACACUGUUUAUUCUCAGCCUUCGAACUUCGAGUGUCGUUCAUCCGUUCCGUUAAAUUCAGGUGGUCACCCCACAUCAGAGUUUACCAAUAUGCAAGCAGUUUCUCAAGUUUAUGGUGAGCAACAACAACAUUCAUCUCUUAAUCCUCAAUUUGAUAAACCUAGUCCCGUGUUGCCCACAAAUCCAAGAACACUUACUCCUGGACAGAAUGUACUACCUUCCACAACAGCUUAUAAUAUGGACCCAUCUGUUAAAUCGCCUAGUCUCUACCCACCACAUGUCACGAAUGAGGUGCAUGCAAUUUCCAAUUCUGUCGGAUCGUAUGGAAUGACUCCACCAUUACCUCCAGUUCCCAUGAUGACCAAUAAUACAACACAUCAAAGUCACCCGCAACCACCUCUUCCAAGACCUGGAAAUACUCUACAGUCUGCCACACCUCGACAUACAGCUUAUGAACAAUCCGGUGUUUUUCGAACACCAGGAACUGCAGCGUCUGUAUCUGACUGGAACAGUUUAAAAACACCAAUCAACCUUCUUCAAGAACGUUGUUUGUUACCAUCAGAUGGACCUGAUCUACCACCCAAACCUGCAUUGACUACUCCAAUUAAUUGUGAUCAAGACGUGAUGCGAUGUACGUUAACAAAUGUUCCAUCAACUUCAAAACUUUUGACUCAGUGUCGUUUACCUCUUGGUCUUGUUAUGCAUCCGUUUCGAGAUAUGAGUAGUCUACACACUAUUAGUUCAACUACCAUAGUACGUUGUAGGUCUUGUCGUACUUAUAUCAACCCGUUCGUACAGUUUAUGGAUUCCGGUCGACGCUGGAGGUGUAGUGUUUGCUUUCUGGCUAAUACUAUCCCAGAUGAAUUUUACUAUGACCCUGGAACUCAAACUUUUGGUGACCCUUCUAGAAGACCCGAAAUUCGUUCUGCUACUGUAGAAUUUAUUGCGCCUUCAGAAUAUACAGUUCGUCCUCCUCAACCGGCUACUUACCUUUUCUGUUUUGAUGUCAGUCAUAAUGCAAUUGCUACUGGUUAUUUACAGCUUGCCUGUAAACGUUUAGAAGCGUUGAUUGAUCGGAUCCCAGGUGACUGCAGACGUCAAAUAGCCUUUAUGACCUUUAAUUCUAGUGUUCACUAUUACAAACUUUGCGGGGAAACUAUGAGAAUGCUAAUUUGUCCUGAUUUAGAGGAAAUAUUUCUACCUGAUGAUGAAGGUUUGAUUAAUAGAGUUGAAGAUUCGGUUGAUUCACUACGUGAUUUUCUUCUGCAUUUACCUGAAAAUUUUAUUGGUACAAAUGAUACAGGAAAUUGUCUCGGAUCUGCUUUACAGGCUGCUCUGAAGCUGAUUGGUGCAGUAGGUGGUCGGAUAACCGUAUUCACUACUUGUCUACCAACAGUUGGUUCAGGUGCUCUCAGUUUGCGAGAAGAACCAUGUGAUCGGAGUUCAGUCGAUGUGAAGCACUUGGGCCCAUCAACUGACUUCUAUAAAACAUAUGCUUUGGAUUGUUCACAUAAACAGGUAGGAGUUGAUAUGUUUAUUUUCAAUUCUCAAUAUUGUGACAUUGCCACAAUAUCUGGAGCUAGUCGAUAUUCAAGUGGAACAGUUCAUCAUUAUCCAGACUUUUAUUAUACACCAGAUGAGGAUGAACAUAUAUUUCACACUGAUGGUAAAACUAAUGUUACGUCAGAUGAUUGUAAUAAACAACAAAAAAAUGUAUGUGUUGGAGUGGAACAAUUUCGUCGAGAUUUCGACCGGUAUUUAACCAGAAAACUUGGCUUUGAAGCUGUUAUGCGCAUUCGAUGUACUCAAGGUUUAGCUAUUCAGACUUUCCAUGGUUCGUGUUUUGUACGUUCUACGGACUUGAUUGCUUUACCAAAUGUGAGCCCUGAUUCUGGUUAUGCUGUCCAGUUAGAUUUAUCUGAAAGCUUAGAAAAAUGUGCUACAGUCUGUUGCCAAGCUGCUGUAUUAUAUACGUCAUCGAAAGGUGAUCGUCGCAUUCGUGUACAUACUUUGUGCUUACCAGUUGUACACACAGCAACGGAAGUAUUUCAAGGAGCAGAUCAAGGUGCAAUAGCUUGUCUUCUAAGUAAAAUGGCUGUUGAUCGGACGAUAUCUUCUGGUCUUUCAAACGCUAGAGAAGCUUUAGCGAAUGCUGUAGCAGAUGCUUUAUCAGCAUAUGCUACCACUUCUGGUAUUACACUUAACAGUAACUCAACAGCUUACGGUCUACCUUGUCCACCGAAUCUACGACUGCUUCCUUUGUAUAUUUGUGGUUUGCUUCGUUUUAAAGCUUUCAGAGUUGGAGUAACAACACGUUUAGAUGAUAGAUCAGCUGCUCUAGAGCGAAUUAAAACUGCUCCUCCUACUGAUUUAUUAACUUUAAUAUAUCCAAAGUUAUAUGCUGUACAUCGUUUCGUUUCAAAACCUUUGUCUUCUCAUACAACCCUUGCACAAAAAGCUGCUAGUCUUCGUUUAGUUGAUCAUGAUGACGACCAACGUCCUUCUGAUUGUGACGGGACAUCUUCUUCAAAUGGAAGUGAAAGUAAUUCAGAAGCUGACCAAUUACCAUGUCAAUUACACUUGUCCGCUCAAUAUAUUACACGAUCUGGUGUAUUUUUAUUGGAUACUGGUGAACUUUUAUUACUAUUAGUUGGCUGUGGUGAAGAUGUUUCUCCAGGAUCAAACAAUGAUUCUGACAUUUUACGUCAACUUCUUGGUAUUUCAUCACCACGUCAACUCCCUGCACAAGGUGGUCCUUUCAUAUUACCACCCAUUAAUUUAUCUAAUGAAAAACAAAAUACAAUUACUAAUGAUAAUACUUCUAUUCCAAUUGGCCGUCGUAGGUUAUCUGCUCUAAUAAACCUGAUUCGAAGACGUCGACCAAUUAAUAAUGCUUUAGUUCUUAUGCGUCAUGAUUCAUCGUCAAAUCUUAGAUCACUUUUCUUAUCUUGUAUGGUUGAAGAUAAAACAGAAUCAGCUCCAUCGUAUCAGGAAUUCCUUCAAAUGAUUCAGAAUUUAGUCAGAACAUAAUUUUUAAAGUGUGUUUAUGUUAUUAUACUUUCUUUUCUUGUGAUAAUAUACCUUCAAGGUUUGAUGAUGAUUAUGUAAAAAGGGAACGAAGUUGUUCAUCUCUUUUUUUUGGUGCCUUUAUAGUUCAAACAGUAGUGAUAAAUUAAUCGGCUUAUGCCUGAAUAUAGUGUAUUUUCUUCUUUUCAGUGUAUCCUUUUUUUUAAAUAAAAAAGAGAACAAAUUUUGUAAUCAGAUUGAUCAAUUUUAAAAAUGAUAUUAAUAUCACUAUGAUCCAUCAUUAACAACUUGAUUGUUUUACAAAAUUUGUUGAUUGCUUCACAUUUAUUUACCCCCUUUCUCUCUCUCUCUCUCUCGGUUUUCCUGUGCUUUUUGUUAUUUUAUUUCAAAAAUGUGAAUAAUUAUUAAUAGUUCGAACCAAUUAAUUAUGCUAACAGAACAAGAGCAUUAUCUUUAGGAGUAAUUUAUAAUCAAUUAAUUAUUUAUCUGUCUAACUAAUCGAUCAAUUAUUACUAUCCAAAGUUUUCUUUACUAAUAAUAUUUUUUCUAAAAAAAAUUGGUUGUUUUUUCUCUUUACUACCAGCAUACUUCAUGAAGUUGAAGUAGAUUUUUUGUUUCUCUUAAACAUUUCCUUCUUGAACUAAUUUUUGUUUUAACUUCCUAUAGUGUUAUGAUUUAACAUCUUUAUUUUAAUUGUUUCUCUUGGAACUCUAUAAAGAUCCACUUAUUGUAUUAUGGUGUAAUAAUUUAAUACAUGUGUUUUGUGCUAAUGGUUUGAUUCAGUUCUGUUAAACUGUGAAAGCGCACAUACAUAACUAUUCGUUAUAUACGUGUUGUUUGUUCAUUUCGCCUGUGUAUUAUACUGAGUGAAUACUUAAAUUUUAAGGAUAAAUUUGUUGAUUGUCAUAGAAUACAAUUAGUUCGCAGAUGAAAACCGGGAAGUAUCUAUCAAAAGUCAAUGGUUGUUGUUACGUUUCUUUCUGAUUAAUCGUCCCAGAACCUACUCAUGUGUCAAACAGAAUAGGCUAUUAAGGGGUGUAA